AAUGUCUGAGAAACCUAGAGCCCAGUAUGAGGAAGACGACCAGGCCAGUGGCCGGCGUAUCCAAAGCCACGGCAGCAGGCACUAAGGCCCAGACUGGGGAGAGAGUCAAGCCUGAGGGCGCCAACAUGGGCACAGCCAGCAAGAAUACGGCCAAGACCUCCUCUACCGCACCACUCUCUAAGGCGAAGAGCAGCGAUGACUUGUCAUCAGCAACAACAGUAGGCAGUGGAGCCUCUGCUGGGAUCAGCACUGUUGCUAAGUUCAAGAAGACUAGUUCUGCCCACUCUUCAACCUUUUCCACUACAGGUACCAGCAACCCAGAGGGCAAGACAAAGACUAGCUCAGUGUACUCCUCAGGCAAGCGUGGGACCGGUUCAUCCCGGGAGGGCCUGCGAGAAUGCUCCAGAACUGGCACCGCCAGCAGGAAGCUCUCUGGACCCUCGGACGCCUUGGCACCGCCCAAGAGAGUCUGCAGCCGGGCCAUGACUGAGUCCGAGUCCCGUAUGAGCAAGUCCAGGUCGGAUGGGCAGCUCAGCAAUAAGACGGUCCUGGAGAGCAGGGUGAAGGACCUGCUGGGCCUGGCCAAGAGCAAAGACGUGGAGAUCCUCCAACUGCGCACCGAGCUGCGGGCCAUCCGUGUCCAGCUAGGCCUGCCUGAGGAGGAUGGGGGGAGCAGAGAGAGGGGCGAGGGAGAGGAGACUGCUGAGGCUGAGCCCCCACAGGAACAGAAGAAAGAAGCCCCUACUCCGCUCAUCUAUACAGACGUUGAGUCCACCCUGCUCUUGCUGCAGGACCAGAACCAGGGGAUCCGCGGGGAACUGAACAUGCUAAAGAGUGAGAACCGCAUGCUGAAGGACCGCCUCAAUGCCCUGGGUUUCUCCCUGGAACAGAGGCUGGACUGCUCCCUCAAAGCCCCGCGAGACUCCUGCCUCAGCCCAGAGCUUCCCCCAGCCAGCGGUGGCAGAGAUGGAGGGUUCCAACGGGCCUCUUUUCAACAUGGGGUCUCCCCGCACAGCUCUGCCUGCGGCUCCAAUGAAGACCUUCUGGACCCCCGGCGAGCCAUCUCCCCUGAGGCAGCCGACAGCGAGUGCAGCGAAGCCUACCAACCGAUCACCUCCAGCGAUGACGCCCUGGACGCCCCCUCUGGUUCUGCCUCUGCCUGCUGCUCCUCCUCUGAGUCAGAGGGCGGGCCACCGAGUCACUGCGAGCGCUCCCGUAGAGGCAGCAGUGGCAACACCAGCGAGGUGUCGGUGGCCUGUCUAACGGAGCGCAUUCACCAGAUGGAGGAGAACCAGCACUGCACCUCUGAGGAACUCCAGGCCACACUACAGGAGCUGGCCGACCUGCAGCAGAUCACCCAGGAACUAAGCACAGAGAACGAGCGGCUGGGCGAGGAGCGGGUCAUCCUGGUGGACUCCUUGUGCCAGCAAGGUGACCGGCUGGAGUUGUAUGGCCAGCAGAUGGACUACUUCCGGGGCCUGCUGGACGAGCACCGCGUGGCCUACGCCCCGGUCGACGAGGAGGACACUAAGAGCAGCCGCUACCUGGAGCUGGAGCGCCGCUACGUGGACCUGACUGAUGGGACCCACUUCGAGAGGGAGCAGCUGCUGGGGGUGCAGCAGCGCCUGAGCGGGGCACUGAAAAUGGCCGAGCAGGACAACGCAGAAGCCCAGGGCCUGAUAUCAGCGCUAAAGGAGAGGGUGCACAUGGCUGAGCGGCAGGCUGAGAUGGAGCGCAGGGAUAGGGCAGCAGCGGCCACAGAGCUGGAGGUCCUGAGGGAGGCGGCCGGGGGGGAGCAGGCGGAGUUGGCUCGACGCAGGGCCCAGCUGGAGCAGGAGAGACAGAGGGUGGCUGACCUCUACUCCAUCCACAAUGCCGGGGACAAGAUGGACAUCCGCCACCAGCUGGAAAGCGAGAGGAGGGACAAGGAGAGGGCAGAGGCGGAGUCUGCUCAGCUGCAUGUGGAGCUGGACCACACCCGCGACGAGGCCGCCAGGCUGGAGGACGGUAUCAGCAAGCUGGAGGAGAACUUCCGUGCGUUUCGUGAUGAGGUACAGAAGCAGCUAGCAGAGCAGAAGCGGGCCCUGGCACAGCAGUGUUCUGAGCUGGAGGAGAGGGACACUGAGGUCUCAGACAUGAAGGAGACCAUCUUUGAGCUGGAGGACGAGGUGGAGCAACACCGAGCCGUAAAACUCCACGACAACCUCGUGAUCACAGACCUGGAGAACUCCGUCAAAAAACUGCAGGACCAAAAACAUGACAUGGAGCGUGAGAUCAAGAUGCUGCAUGGAAAGCUACGGGAGGAGUCUAUGGAGUGGCGUCAGUUCCAGGCCGACCUGCAGACGGCGGUGGUCAUCGCUAACGACAUCAAGUCCGAGGCUCAGGAGGAGAUUGGGGAUCUGCGGCGCCGCCUUCUGGACACACAGGAGAAGAAUGAGAAGAUGAGCAAAGAGCUGGAGGAGAUCAAGAAGCAGGAUGAGGAGAGGGGCAGGGUGUAUAACUACAUGAAUGCGGUUGAGAGGGACCUAGCUGCCCUGAGGCAGGGCAUGGGUCUCAGCCGACGCUCCUCUACCUCCUCUGAGCCCUCUCCCACCGUCAAGACCCUUAUCAAGAGCUUUGACAACGCCUCCACUGCAGGCCUUGUCCCAACCUCCCCCACAGCAGCCGUGCCAGCAGUUACCACAACGAUUGCCCGUACACCCCUCAGCCCCAGCCCUCUGAAAACCCCACCCGCUGCUGCUAUCUCUCCCAUACAGAGGCACACUGCGUCGACCCCCAAACCCCCGUCCUCCAUGGUGGACAAGAGGUCCAGUUACACAGACCUCACUAUGCCAGCAGAUCACCUGCUCCGGGCCUCGCCUGGGACCCCCUCUGCCCUCCAGAGGGUCCCCAACAUGGACUCCAAGUCCCUCUCAGUGUCCCGAAGGUGCAGUGAGGAGCUGAAGAGGGACAUGUCUGCCUCAGAGAACACUGCCUCGGCCUCCCUCAUCACCUCCUCCCCCCAGCUCUCCUCCCUUUCCCCUGCCUCCUCCCCCACCGCCUCAGUCACCCCCUCCGCAAGGGGACGCUUACGGGAGGAGAGAAAAGACGCCCUGUCUGCACUGGCCAGGGAGUACGGGGGAUCCAAGAGGAACGCCCUGCUUAAGUGGUGCCAGAAGAAGACUGAAGGAUACCUGAACAUUGAUAUCACCAACUUCAGCAGCAGCUGGAACGACGGGCUGGCCUUCUGUGCUGUUCUCCACACCUACCUGCCUGCCCACAUCCCCUACCUGGAGCUCUCCAGCCAGGACAAGGACAUUGGAGAGAUGGUGCACACAGAGAGGCCUGACUGGCAGAGUGUGAUGACCUACGUCACUGCCAUCUACAAGUACUUUGAGACGUGACCCAUCUUCAAGCCUGAACACCUCGCUUGCCCACACACACACGUCCAGCCAGGGAUGUCAUCGCAACACUGGACAACCUUAGAGCAACAUCAGCCAAUGCUACCUGCGAAGACGUCUAGGGCCCUGAGUUCUACGUUAAGCUGCAUCACUUAACUCAACCAAUAUAUUCCAUGUUUACACUGCAAUGUUCUACAAACUCUUGGCUUGGGAUGCUCAUGUGGCUUCUCAGUUUGAUUGAAUUCUUCAGACUAGGCUGUGGAUAGACUGAGGCCAUGGGUAUUAGACAAUGUGUUGAACUGUCCUUCAACUUUCCCUGGGUCAGUGACUUCAUGUAUACUCAAGUCUUCUGGCCUCUUGACCCCAGUCCUAUGUGAACUCUGUGCUGCAGUAGCCUACACCAUCAUUACCUCCAACAUUACACUGUAGUUCAUAUUUAGCUAGCUGAAAAAAUGUGUGUAUGGUUUUGGACUUGGAAUACUGCGGAGAACAGGAUUUCCUUUUUAAAAUGCCUUUGGCUUUGUCCAUUUUGUCUCUUCGCUCAAUGACUUGAGGGUAAGUGUGAUUUACCUGACUGACAGAGGGUCCAGCUUAACUGUAGGUGUUCUAACUAGGCUGUUUUAGCCCAAUGCUUUGCUGUGAUAUUUAUUCCAAAGAGAUAAUAACUUCAUACGAAUCAAUGCCAUGUUUGUUUUUGCCAAUUAUGACAAUGAGCAUUGACAUUAAUAAUACAUAGGACUUAUAGUGCUUUUUGAAGGACCCAAAGUCAGAGUUCAAUCGCAUUGACGUCUUUUACGCAGUUUAUUAUUUGUCUCAGUCCGUUGUGUCCAAACUCAGUAAACGUGAUGGUUGGCCACCACGGCCAUUCUCUGGUUUUACAGUGAGGUCCCUUUAGCACACCCAUCCAUAAUGGUUGUACAGUGAGGUCCCUUUAGCACACCCAUCCAUAAUGGUUGUACAGUGAGGUCCCUUUAGCACACCCAUCCAUAAUGGUUGUACAGUGAGGUCCCUUUAGCACACCCAUCCAUAAUGGUUGUACAGUGAGGUCCCUUUAGCACACCCAUCCAUAAUGGUUGUACAGUGAGGUCCCUUUAGCACACCCAUCCAUAAUGGUUGUACAGUGAGGUCCCUGUAGCACACCCAUCCAUAAUGGUUGUACAGUGAGGUCCCUGUAGCACACCCAUUCAUAAUGGUUGUACAGUGAGGUCCCUGUAGCACACCCAUUCAUAAUGGUUGUACAGUGAGGUCCCUUUAGCACACCCAUCCAUAAUGGUUGUACAGUGAGGUCCCUGUAGCACACCCAUCCAUAAUGGUUGUACAGUGAGGUCCCUGUAGCACACCCAUUCAUAAUGGUUGUACAGUGAGGUCCCUGUAGCACACCCAUCCAUAAAUAGGCUGAACAACACAGGGAGCUGACCUGAUAAGCUAACAGUUUGGGCAUUAAGGUAAAAGCACCACUUACUGUUCAGCAAAUCCUCCCUGGUUUCAAAGCACAACGGGAUGUGAGGCUCUUUACUUAAAUGGAAUGUGUUUAAACCUUCAUCAAUGCCAUAAAAAGCACAACGUGUCAAAGCCGUUGGGUGUACUACACACAGUAAAGCCCCUUCCUCCAGCACAGGGAAAUCAUAUUAGCUAUGUAUGUUCCCACACAUGGGAAAAGCUUACAAUCAUUUGCUUUGAAGUAGUUAAAUAAGUAUGAAUGAGAAUUUAUGAGUUGUGUUUUUGGUACGUUGGAAUAUUCUCCUUAUACUGAGAUACCAUGUGAAUAUUUCAUAACAUUUUGUUGUUGCUCAUAAAGGCAUCUGAUAAGGUUUCCACAGCUAAGAUGAGCUACAGUCAUUUAAAUGGUACUAGUCAUUGCCAGGAAUCAAGGCUAAUAGACAGUGUAUAAAACAUUAGGAACACCUUCCCUCGGAAUAGCCUCAAUUCGUCGGGGCAUGGACUCUACAAGGUUGGCUUGUAGAAUCCAUGUUGGCUCCAAUGCUUCCCACAGUUGUGUCAAGUUGGCUGGAUGU
Messenger RNA from Salvelinus namaycush (lake trout), 5395 nucleotides. Its product is annotated as cytospin-A-like. Bases 27 to 3383 code for a protein of 1118 amino acids. The record is from RefSeq and is a predicted model, not a curated record. Gene Ontology annotation, cellular component: microtubule organizing center; filamentous actin. The transcript has 13 exons. Gene Ontology annotation, molecular function: protein binding. Lineage: Eukaryota; Metazoa; Chordata; Actinopteri; Salmoniformes; Salmonidae. Gene Ontology annotation, biological process: actin cytoskeleton organization.